This is a messenger RNA of Ceratina calcarata, 2132 nucleotides long. RefSeq names its product arylsulfatase B. Gene Ontology annotation, molecular function: sulfuric ester hydrolase activity. NCBI's taxonomy places the organism in Eukaryota, Metazoa, Arthropoda, Insecta, Hymenoptera, Apidae. The coding region runs from base 376 to 2010 and encodes 544 amino acids. The record is from RefSeq and is a predicted model, not a curated record. The transcript is spliced from 8 exons.
GUUGAAGACAGUUUAGCAGCGGUCGCCGGCCUGAGCGUUCGUUUCCUCGAGCCUGAUUACCCAGCGAACCGCGAACAGUUUUCAAUUCGCACGCGCUAAAUAUAACUGCUAUCUGCUCGUUAUCGUAGCUGUAAUUCUUGUUUUCCAUAAUUCUACUCGGGCGUUUUUAUAAUAAAUCAUAAUUCACAGUUCAGCGCAUAGGGCCUUCGGCAUCUAAUUGCGCGUUCGUCGGAUUUCUGACGAGAUUCUAAAGCUGCUCAUGAAAAAUUGAUUAAAUCGUAGAAAUAGAUUCCCCGGAGACCUGGAUCGUACGGGUACUCCCGGAGGAAACCAGUUUUAGAUUCUGCGAAAAACGAGUUCCGCGUAGCUUAAAAAAUGAUUUGCUUCCGAGCUACGGUUUUGUUCUACGUGACAGCGAUUAUUAUAAGUCACGUGGUCGGCUCGGAACAACCGCACAUCGUAUUCAUCUUAGCCGACGACUUGGGAUGGAACGACGUCGGGUUUCACGGGUCAGGGCAAAUACCGACACCGAAUAUCGAUGCGUUGGCGUAUUCCGGUUUGAUGCUGGACCGGUAUUACGUCGCACCGAUCUGUACUCCGUCCAGGAGCGCUCUAAUGACCGGCAAGCAUCCCAUUCAUACCGGAAUGCAGCACGGGGUUUUAAAGUGUGCCGAGCCACGAGGGCUGCCUCUGCAUGAGAAACUUCUGCCGGAGUAUCUGAAGGAGCUCGGCUAUAAUACGCAUAUCGUGGGUAAAUGGCAUUUGGGAUUCUACACGAAAGAGUACACCCCCACGUACAGGGGAUUCGAAACGCACACCGGGUUCUGGAGUGGUCACCAGGACUACUAUGAUCACACCGCCGUGGAGAGCCCGUACUGGGGUUUGGACAUGAGGAGAGGAUUAGACCCUGCCUGGGAUCUCCACGGCCAAUAUUCCACGGAUAUCUUCACGAGGGAAGCAGUGAAACUGAUCGACGGUCAUAACACCAGUCGACCGAUGUUCCUGUACUUGGCACAUGCGGCCGUGCAUUCUGGAAACGAGUACAAUCCGCUGCCGGCGCCUGAUCAGGACGUGGCCAAGUUCACCAGUAUCUUUAAUUACAACCGUAGACGCUUCGCUGGCAUGCUGAGCAAGCUGGACGAAUCGGUCGGCCAAGUGGUCGAGGCGCUCCGUAAGAAAAACAUGCUGAAGAACAGCAUAAUCGUGUUCUCCACGGACAACGGCGGGCCACCGGCCGGUUUCAAUUUAAACGCCGCCUCGAACUGGCCUCUCAGAGGCACGAAAAAUACUCUCUGGGAAGGUGGCGUAAGAGGAGCCGGUUUACUAUGGUCGCCGAAGUUACUGCAAACUGGAAGAGUCAGUAGACAGCUGUUUCACAUUACUGAUUGGUUGCCGACGUUGAUAACGGCUGCCGGCGGAGAUCCAUCGAAGUUGUCUAUCGAUGGUAUGGAUUUGUGGAACGCAUUAAGUGACGACACGGAAUCGCCCAGGACUUCGGUUCUUCACAAUAUCGACGAUAAAUUCGGCGUCGCAGGAAUAACUAUCGGUGACUGGAAGUACGUCCAGGGAACAACGUAUAAGGGUGAAUGGGAUGGUUGGUACGGUCCGUCGGGACGAGAAUGGGUCUACGAUGUCGGAGGGGUGAUUGGUAGCGUGGCUGCCAGAGCAGUGGCUAGCGUGGGUCUGUCUCUGUCAGCGGACACUGUUCGACAGCUCCGAGAGGAAGCUAUGAUUAAAUGCCCUCCAAGGAACGGCAGUUUGCCACUCUGCAAGCCAAUGAUAGAGCCCUGUUUAUUCAACAUCCAAAGAGAUCCUUGCGAGGAUAAUAAUCUAAUACACGAGUAUCCGACUAUCGUGGAAAGUUUAAGGACCGAGCUGCAGAAAUUGAACGCCACAGCGAUUCUACCUGGGAACCUUCCCUGGGACAAGAGAGCCGAUCCGGUAUUGUGGGAUCACAUGUGGACCAACUUCGGUGACCAUUUACACGUUUUUGCAAACACUGUUAGCUGAAAUGAUAGUAGGAAUAGUACGGGAACUGCGAUUAUAGGGAUAAAGUUCGCCCUUUCCUUGUUUUCAGUCGUUAAUGUCCUUUUCUCGUGGUAACAAUUAAACGACUCGCAGGGAAUUAUAAA